Molecule: messenger RNA, 2480 nt
Organism: Daphnia pulicaria
Lineage: Eukaryota; Metazoa; Arthropoda; Branchiopoda; Diplostraca; Daphniidae
Gene: CIAPIN1
Product: anamorsin homolog
Exons: 4
Coding region: 1366-2160 (264 amino acids)
Biological process (GO): iron-sulfur cluster assembly
Cellular component (GO): cytoplasm
Molecular function (GO): iron-sulfur cluster binding
Source: RefSeq, a predicted model, not a curated record
AAUAUAGGAAUGGAUGGACGGAUGGAUGGAUGGAUACAUUUACGCCCGUGAAACAGAGAAGUUGAUCGAUUUUGGUCACGUGAAAUCAAAUGUGCAUCAACAAUCGUCACACGCGCGCAACAAUAACAGGAAAUAGAUGUACAGGCUGCUAUAUAGAGGGGGAGAGACACUGACGAAUGAUUUUAGAUUAAUUGAAUUAUUGAUAUGGUAAAGCGAUGAUGCACAGCGCAGAAUGAUUGUGUGUGUGUGGAACUCGUCGGGCCGACUAUUGUGUCGCUUCCGAUGGCGGCGACGUGUGCCAAAUCGAUCCAAGUUCAACACACACAGUGCACAGUGCACAGUGCACACGCGGCUGAUGAAACGAACGUGAAAUAUCAUCUGGGGGAGAUAUAGCGCAAGUCGAUUUGUUGGUACCACCACUAUACUGUUGAACCUUUGGAAGUCUUUCGAUAAUAUUAGAUGGGCGUAGCGCCAAAAAUAGCUUUUGUUCUAUAGAGCGACUCAACGUGUGAAAUGUCAGACCUAAUGUAUUCAUUCGACAUUUGGCCCCCCCACUCCCCUUUGGCUUUUACUUUUGGUAUUCAUUAAAAGUGUUGAUGGAAUGGAGAUCGCUAGUAUACUUCAACAAUUAAGCAGCUGUGCUUAAAAUUUAGGUUGAAACAGGCACAGUAUAAAGUCAUCGUUGAAAAUAAUGACAUUUAAGUUGUCUAUAAUAAAACACAUGGGGGUGGAGAUGUAAAGUCAGCUGGGCCACCUAAUAAUUAGAUCCGUACAGUCUACAUUUCCUUAAUUGACGACUCAGCGACAACUCACGUUGUUUCAUUUUCUCCGUUUCUUGAAAAAUUUAAUUGGUGUGAUUACGUCACUGCCAUAUUACGCAACGAAAGAGUGAUAGUUUAGGAGCGAUAGUCAAACGCACAAAAUCGCAUAUCACAGUGCGACUUUUGACUUGGUUGUAAAUAUAAAGAUUUUAUCUCGAGUAAAUAAAUGUGUGCUAUUUUUUCGCCAAGUCAUCACGUCCACUCCCUGUGUGUUACACACACACUGUUACUAGGAUGCGAGGGGGGGAAACAAUGUCAACCGAAGAUAGAGGAUCAUAAAGCAAAGUUCCUUGUUAUUCGUUCGAAAAUGUUUAUGACAAAUAAUAAGCUGCUUUUCCAGACUGUCGCCAGAGGUCAGGAUUUUUCCAGUCGCUUCGCUAGCCCAUAAGAUAAGAACACACAUGACAUUGCACAUUCCAAAUCCACGGAUUACUGUUGCAAACAUCGGCAGUCUGUCUUUGUCAGUCGCAGCACAUCUCACCAUAAAUAAAGCUAGCGUUUUUUGGCUAGUUAUAAAUUUCCAAGUAAACAGUCAUAGGAAAAGAUGUCAAUAUCCAUAAUACCGCCCGAAGUUGUUAGUAGACUCAAGGAUGCCACGGUUCUCAUUUUAUGGGGCCCAGGUAGUUCCCCAGAAGACGUGCAAAAAUUUUCUCAAGAACUUUCCAGUCAACAGUGUAAUCGUGUUGUUGUGGAACAUUUUGAACGGCUUGUUGUGUCUGGUCACCCGAAAUCUACCUUUAGUGUGGUUCUUUCCAAUUUAUUUGAACCGCACACUACAUCACACUCAUUUGAUCUUCUAUCUGAAGUCAUUAGAAUUAUGAAGCCAAGUGGGAUUGUCUGCGGAAAAGAGCUGACUGACCUUAAAAUUUCAGCAAAUCUCAAACUCGCUGGAUUUUGCAAUAUAACUGUUGAUUCUUCCAACAGAAUCUUCUCUGCACAAACACCAAAUUUUGAAGUGGGAUCUUCAUCCAAACUUUCAUUUGCUAAACCUUCUGUAUGGACACUUUCAGAUGCCCUCGUAGAUGACCAAGUUGAGCUAAUCAAUGAAGAUGAUUUGCUGGAUGAGUCUGAUUUAAUAAAACCUGACGCUGAAUCCCUGAGAGUGUGUGGAACAACUGGGAAGCGCAAGGCUUGCAAGGAUUGCUCAUGUGGACUAGCUGAAGAGCUAGGAGCAGGUCAGACAGUAAAGACAACAACAACUUCUGCAACCUCAUCAUGUGGCAGUUGCUAUCUUGGAGAUGCCUUCCGUUGCGCAAGUUGUCCAUACCUUGGAAUGCCGGCUUUUAAACCAGGAGAAAAAAUCCAACUCUCAGAAAGGCAAUUGAACCCGGAUUUGUAAAGAAAAUGAGUAACUAAUUACAUGGUUGCUCAAGUCAGUAAAUGCACUAAAUAUGUAUCUGUUGGUCCCAAAGUAAUCAAAAAUAAAACCAGCUUUUGUCAUGUUUGACCUAACUAUUUGUAGGCGUCGUAGCCAAAUGAUAUUCGUAGUGUUGUCAUACUCAUACAAUACUUUGAAUCUCGUUGGCAGUAAGUAGAAUGAAUUAAGCUGGAGGCCAAACUGUCCAUUCGGCAGCCUUCAUUCUUUAUAUUUGAUUUCUUUGAAUACUUCUUCAGUGCUAUGAAAUGCAAGUGGUUUUUAAAUAAACACUUUUUCAUCAA